ACCUGCGAGCUCCACAAAAGAAAUCAUUCGAGAUGGCAGCGCAUCACUGAUGAGCAAACCUCACAGGGACAAACCCAAUCGCAGCAAUGGCGUCUCAUCUUGGCACCAUGCAAGGGUUGUUGGGUUGGUCGAUUGCAUCGGCAUGUGAGGUGGAUCUCAGUGUGGAGCAGGAAUCUCUGUGCUUCCAUGCCAACCUGAUCGAUCUCAUCAACGUUGUGCUCUUCGUCUUCUACCUCCUGACGCUGGUGAUCGCUGCCUGCAAGAAGCAGUUUUUGGUUGGCGCGAAGGACCUGCCAUGGCUGUGCCUCGUUGCUUCGUCUUGCUGCGCGGUUCUUGGCGUCGCGUGCAUCUGUCUGGGGGCGUUGAGACCGUCGUCGUCUGCUUCUUCGCCCGGAGACGGAGUGGCGGAGCUCCUCGUGGGAGGUGGCGUGUGGGUGCUCGUCUCGGUGUCUGUGGUGGUCCGUCCGACGAGGCUGUCGGGGGUCGCCGCCAUGGCGUGGUGGGCGGCGAUGGCGGCGAUGAGGACGGCGUUCGGCUUGGAGGUGGUGGCGGCGAGGGGGGUCAGUUCGCUGCCAGUGGUUGAUGUGGCGGCGUGGCUCGUCAGCGUCGUGCUUCUCGUGUGCGCGUUCGUUGUUGGCAGAGCCGGGCGCCGUGCAGCCGCCGCCACCGCCGGCGGCCGCGGCGGCGAGACUGAGCCGUUGCUGGCGGCGAGAGGCGGGGAGCGGUCGGCGUUGUUCGGCGAGGCCGGGUUCUUGAGCCGCCUGCUGUUCUUGUGGAUGGACCCGUUGCUGCGGCUGGGGUACUCCAAGCCGCUCGGCCUCGGCGACGUCCCGCCGCUGGACGCCGGCGACGAGGCGGCGCAGGCGUGCAACGCAUUCCUGCAAGAAUGGCACCGGCGGCGAGCUUCGUCGUCGCGGACGUCGGACGGCGAGAAGGGGACGAGCAGGCUGGUGCUCGCGGUGCUCGCGACGUGCUACAAGAAGGACCUGCUCGUGACGGCGCUGUACACGCUGCUCCGGACGCUGGCCUUCGGCGCCAUGCCGGUGAUGCUCUACUGCUUCGUCUCCUACUCCUACCGGCGGCAGCGGGACCUCGCCACCGGGAUGGGGCUCAUCGCGACGCUGGUGGCCAUGAAGCUCGUGGAGUCGCUGUCGCAGAGGCACUGGUUCUUCGAGGCGAGGCGGCUCGGCAUGCGCAUGCGGUCCGCGCUCAUGGCGGCCGUCUUCGAGAAGCAGCUGCGGCUGUCGAGCGAGGCGCGGCGGCGCAACUCCGCCGGCGAGAUCGUCAACUACAUCGCCGUCGACGCGUACCGGCUCGGCGAGUUCCCGUACUGGCUGCACCUCGGGUGGAGCAUGCCGGUGCAGCUCGCCCUCGCCAUCGCGCUGCUCUUCUGGACCGUCGGCACCGGCACGCUCCCCGGCCUCGUCCCCGUCGCAGCCUGCGGCGUGCUCAACGUCCCCGUCGCCAAGAUGCUGCAGCGCUACCAGUCGAGGUUCAUGCAGGCGCAGGACGAGCGGCAGCGCGCCACGGCGGAGGUGCUCAACGCCAUGAAGGUGAUCAAGCUCCAGUCGUGGGAGGACACGUUCAGGGAGGCGGUGCAGCGGCUGCGCGACGUCGAGGUCCGCUGGCUCACCGAGACGCAGGUCAAGAAGGCCUACGGCAGCGCCCUCUACUGGAUGUCGCCGACGAUCAUCUCCGCCGUCAUCUUCGCCGGCACGGCCGCGCUCCAGAGCGCGCCGCUGGACGCCGCCGUGGUGUUCACCAUCCUCGCCACCCUCCGCGUCAUCUCCGAGCCGAUGAGGAUGCUGCCGGAGGUGCUCUCCGUCAUGAUCCAGAUCAAGGUGUCGCUGGACCGCAUCGGCAAGUUCCUCAUGGAGGACGAGUUCCAGGACGACGCCGUCGACAGGACGACAAGCUCCGGCAUGGUCAUGGCCAUCGACAAUGGCGUCUUCAGCUGGGAGCCCAGCAAGGCCAUCGCCACCCUGAAAUCCAUCAGCAUCACCGCAGCGCAGGGCGAGAAGAUCGCCGUCUGCGGCCCGGUUGGCGCCGGGAAAUCGUCGCUGCUCUGCGCAAUGCUGGGCGAGAUACCAAGAAUGUCAGGAUCAGUAGCUCUGCGUGGAUCGAUCGCCUACGUCCCGCAGACGCCAUGGAUCCAGAGUGGCACGGUGCGCGACAACAUACUGUUCGGCAAACCGAUGAACAGCGAGGAGUAUGACAGGGCCAUCAGGUGCUGUGCAUUGGACAAGGACAUGGAGAACUUCCCCUAUGGUGACCUGACGGAGAUCGGGCAGCGAGGCCUGAACAUGAGCGGAGGGCAGAAGCAGAGGAUCCAGCUUGCGAGAGCCGUCUACAAUGGCGCCGACGUCUACCUCCUCGACGAUCCUUUCAGCGCCGUCGACGCGCAUACCGCGGCAACCCUGUUCAAUGAUUGUGCCAUGGCAGCCCUUGAGAACAAGACAGUCAUUCUUGUCACACAUCAAGUUGAGUUCCUUUCCAAGGUUGACAAAAUCCUGGUCAUGGAAAAUGGGGAGAUAACUCAGGAAGGAACUUAUGAGGAGCUACUGCAACCUGGCACGGCAUUUGAACAGCUUGUGAAUGCUCACAAGGACUCAAAGACAACAUUGGACUCUGAUGAUCGCCGAGAAGGAGCGAAAGAACUCGGCGCGUUUCAGUGCCAGGUAUCAGUGGUACAGCAGAACAGCGAGGCAGAAAUCUCCACUGGUAACCUGGUAUCAGUCCAGCUGACACAAGAGGAGAGGAGGGAGCUGGGAGAGAUUGGACUGAAACCAUACAAGGACUAUGUUUCAGUGUCAAAGGGCUGGUUCCUCCUUGGCAUGAUACUGGUCACGCAGUGCGCGUUCUUCGGCCUGCAAUGCCUAGCAACUUACUGGCUUGCAAUGGCGAUUCAGAACCACCAGUUCAGUGUUACAGUUGUGGUAGGAGUUUAUGCAGCGAUGGCAACUGUUAGCUGCCUGUUUGCUUAUGUCAGGAGCCUUAUUGCUGCAUACUUUGGAUUGAAAGCAUCGAAGGAGUUCUUUACCGGGUUCAUGGAUUCAAUGUUUAAGGCACCCAUGCUGUUCUUUGAUUCCACUCCCACAGGGAGAAUCAUGACCAGGGCUUCGUCAGAUUUGAGCAUCUUGGACUUCGACAUCCCGUUUGCGAUGACCUUUGUUAUAUCUGGCUCAAUCGAAAUAGCGACAACCAUACUUAUCAUGAUCCUUGUUACAUGGCAAGUUGUACUUGUUGCUGUCCCUGUCAUAGUUGCACUGUUGUACAUCCAGAAAUACUACAUUGCCUCAGCAAGGGAGCUGGUGAGGAUCAAUGGAACUACAAAGGCACCUGUCAUGAACUACGCAGCCGAGUCGAUGCUGGGAGUGAUCACCAUAAGAGCCUUUGCUGAAACAAAGAGGUUUAUUCAGACAAAUCUUCAGCUCAUUGACACAGAUGCGACACUGUUCUUCUACACAAAUGCAGCACUGGAGUGGGUGCUUCUGCGCGUCGAGGCCCUACAAAUCUUGGUUAUCGUUGCAUCAUCCAUCCUCCUUGUCUCGCUUCCGGAGGGAGCAGUUGCUCCAGGAUACCUUGGGCUCUGUCUCUCUUAUGCAUUAGUGCUUUCUUCUGCCCAAGUGUUUGUGACAAGAUUUUACUCAAACCUGGAAAACUACAUUAUAUCCGUGGAGAGAAUCAAACAGUUCAUGCACCUGCCAUCUGAGCCACCUGCUGUUAUCAGUGACAGAAGGCCUCCCCCUUCAUGGCCAUCUGCAGGAAGGAUAGAUUUUGAGAAUUUAAGAGUCAAGUACCGCGACAAUGCGCCUACGGUUCUGCGCGGAAUUACCUGUACAUUUGCAGCAGGGCAUAAGAUUGGAGUUGUUGGAAGAACCGGGAGCGGGAAGACGACUCUUCUGAGCGCAUUGUUCCGCCUUAUCGACCCUUACAGCGGGCGAAUUCUCAUCGAUGAUGUUGACAUUUGCACCAUAGGGCUGAAGGACCUGAGGAUGAAGCUCAGCAUCAUCCCACAGGAGCCAACCCUUUUCAGAGGCAGUGUGAGGAGCAAUGUUGAUCCUCUGGGUCAGCACACUGAUGAAGAUAUCUGGGAGGCUUUAGAUAAGUGCCAGCUGAAGAAGACAAUCAGUGCCCUUCCUGGACUUCUUGAGUCACCAGUGAGCGAUGAUGGGGAGAACUGGAGCGCCGGUCAGCGGCAGCUCUUCUGCCUGGCCCGCGUUCUCCUCCGGAGGAACAAGAUCCUGGUCCUCGACGAGGCGACGGCGUCCAUCGACUCCGCCACCGACGCUGUCCUGCAGAGAGUCAUCAAGCUGGAGUUUUCAGGGUGCACAGUGAUCACCAUAGCCCACAGGGUUCCUACUGUCACAGACAGUGAUAUGGUCAUGGUUCUUUCCUAUGGAAAACUUAUAGAGUAUGACAGACCAUCAAGGCUGAUGGAAAAUGAGGACUCUGCCUUCUGCAAGCUUGUAGCUGAGUACUGGUCCAACUAUAGUUGAAAUGGCCAAGGAAGCUGUCAGGAGCAUAAAAUGCCGACGAUUCUUCGUCAGAUUUACCGCUGGUAAUUCUUCAGUGAAUAAGUGGAACUGGAAAUUUGGGCAUUGCUUGGGUCACCAAUCAUAAUUCAGAUGGAUAUAUAUAUAUGAUGCAAUAAUGACCUGGAAUGUAUGUAUGAAGGGAGCUCAUCAAAACCAAGGGGUUCAUGCAAUGCAAUAGCAAGCCUUCCCAACAAGACAAAACAGUAACAAGAUAUGAUACACUUUGUUGGUA
Oryza brachyantha (malo sina) is the source of this 4770-nucleotide messenger RNA. Its product is annotated as ABC transporter C family member 8-like. NCBI's taxonomy places the organism in Eukaryota, Viridiplantae, Streptophyta, Magnoliopsida, Poales, Poaceae. The coding region runs from base 87 to 4499 and encodes 1470 amino acids. Gene Ontology annotation, molecular function: ATP hydrolysis activity; ATP binding; ABC-type transporter activity. The record is from RefSeq and is a predicted model, not a curated record. Gene Ontology annotation, cellular component: vacuolar membrane; plant-type vacuole. Gene Ontology annotation, biological process: transmembrane transport. The transcript is spliced from 12 exons.